Molecule: messenger RNA, 1752 nt
Organism: Serinus canaria (Common canary)
Lineage: Eukaryota; Metazoa; Chordata; Aves; Passeriformes; Fringillidae
Gene: TMEM182
Product: transmembrane protein 182
Exons: 5
Coding region: 222-923 (233 amino acids)
Cellular component (GO): membrane
Source: RefSeq, a predicted model, not a curated record
ACAAAUUUGGAGACACAAAUCGACUCACAGGGCAUUGGGAAGAAGGGCACAGGCAGAAAGUCAAGUGAAGAGAAACUUCUUCAGAUAUGAGCUGUUUUCUCCAUACAGUUUUUUAGUUACUUUCCCAAUAAGUUGUUUUAAAUUUAUUUUAUUGCUAACCUUUUAAAUAAUUAAGGUGGUUUUUUGGGGUUUUUUUGGGUUUUUUUUUAAUAACUUCAACAAUGAAACUGAGUGUGGGGAUAUUUUUUGGAGGUUUCUUUGCAGCUCUGGGGGUUUUGCUUUUUUUGGUGGCAUUUGGAACAGAUUAUUGGCUUCUUGCUACAGAAAUAGGAACUUGUUCAGAAGCACCUGAAGGUGCUGGGGGAGAGAAGGCCACUUUCCAUCAUGAAGGUUUCUUCUGGAGGUGCUGGUUUAGUGGAAAUGUAGGAGAUAAUAAUGGCAGCAUGUGGAAGUUUUGGUAUACCAACCAGUCACCUUCUAAGAAUUGUACACAUGCUUACCUGUCCCCCUUUCCUCUUCUCCGAGAUGAACACAACUCCACCUCCUAUGACUCUGCAAUCAUUUAUCGAGGUUUCUGGACAGUUCUUAUGCUCCUGGGAGUACUCACUAUUGUGGCGGCUAGUUUCCUGAUCAUCUGUGCAGCUCCUUUUGCCAGUCACAUUUUAUACAAAGCAGGAGGAGGCUUUUUCAUCAUUGCUGGUGUCUUGUUUUCGCUGGUAGUCGUGAUGUAUGUCAUCUGGGUCCAGGCCAUGGCUGAUCUGGAAAACUACACAAACAUGAAAAAGAUGGAUUGCCCAGACUUUGCUGUUUAUGUACGUUAUGGCUGGUCGUUUAUGCUGGCUCCUAUAGGAGUAUUUUUUGCUUUAUUAGCAGGAAUGCUGUUCUUGUUGGUAGGACGUGAUAUUUAUUUACACUCAGACUAGUCAGACACUGCUGAAGAAAUACAGCAAUACUUGUGAAACUUUGUGACAAGUGUAAACUGGAACACAAUUUUGUACAUUAUUAGCAUUAUGCCAAUCUUAAAUGUGCAGGCAGACUUCUGGAAGUUCGUCUAUUACUUGUUUAAGGGUAAGGGACACAAAACUCAUUACAGGAAGAAACGACCUUUAGUCCCAACUAGUUGUUUUUAAUUCUUUAGAAAGUACAUGUGGUUCUUCACAUUGUACUAUUAGCAGCAUUUUUGUAGGUUAACAAACAGAAGAAGACAAAAUUUUUCUGCAAGUAAAAGAUGAACAUGAAUUGUCUCAAAUCAACAUUUUUAUAUAUUUAUCUUUUAGCUGCUAUUUAUACUGUUCUUCUGUUUGUAGAGAAUGGCAUAAGGUAGAGGAGAAGGCAAACAUUCAAACACAGUAAUUCAAUCUACCUCCUCUCCUGUUUUCCACUACUUGCCUUAGCUUUAAUGGCAGCAAACAUGUCUGCACUUUAUAAAAAUAGAGUGCAGUUGUUCAUGCAGCAUCCAUAGGAAGAGGACAAGAGGGAAGACAAUUGCCAUGAAUGUGUAAAAGCUUAACUGUUCUAUUACCCAUUUCUCUUUUCUGUAUGCAUUUGAAAGCUGUAAACUUCUGUAUUCUGAAAUCCAUGUGUUGCAUGAUCCUGUAAGCCAAAAUGCCUUCAUGAUCUGAAGUUAUGCCAAAAUUGUAUUUUGCAUUAUAGCAUUAAUAUUUUAAUUAAGUUUUAACCCUUUUAUUUUUCGGUGGAACAACUGGCUCAUCUAAAAAAUAUUUUCAUGGUUGUGUAAAAUUAAUUUUUUUA